Messenger RNA from Arabidopsis thaliana (thale cress), 1036 nucleotides. RefSeq lists its product as uncharacterized. The record is from RefSeq and is marked reviewed. Bases 52 to 777 code for a protein of 241 amino acids. Gene Ontology annotation, molecular function: rRNA (uridine-N3-)-methyltransferase activity. NCBI's taxonomy places the organism in Eukaryota, Viridiplantae, Streptophyta, Magnoliopsida, Brassicales, Brassicaceae. Gene Ontology annotation, biological process: rRNA base methylation. The transcript has 2 exons.
UACAGUAAGUUCAACAUUUUGAAAUUACAAACACUUUCUUCUCGCAGUUGAAUGUGUAGACCAGCUGCUGCAACUUUGAGGAAUUUGUUUAAAGAUUUUUUACAUGGUGCAAGCCAUAUGCUAAGAGCUGAUGGAGAAGUUCAUGUCUCUCACAAAAACAAAGCACCUUUUUGUUAUUGGAAUCUAGAGGAGCUUGCUAGCAGAUGCUUUCUUGUGUUGAUUCAGCUUGAGGCGUUCGAGAAGAGAAACUACCCUGGUUAUGAGAAUAAGAGAGGAGAUGGGUCUAGAUGUGACCAACCUUUCCUUUUGGGAGAGUGCAGUACUUUCAAGUUCAGAUUCUCUCGUGUCGCCAAGGAACUUUAUGCAGAGAAGGUGAAGGAAGUAGAAUCAAAGUGUCCCCGAGAGUUAUCAACUCGGGCGAUGAAUAAGAAACAUGCCCGUUUUGAAGACAGCUCGAUACAUCUUGAACUGCCAAGAUGCACUAAACGGUUCAAAAGAGUUUCUCUUGAAAUGCAUAAUGGAGAAUUACAACGAAUGGUGAUACGGACGAGGUUUCCUCAUCACUACACUAAAGAAUCAUCAGAAACACGCCGCCUACUUUGUCAAGACUAUGCAGUACAAGCUAGCCAAGAACCGUUCCCUGAACGCUCUCUCCGAUUCAGAGGAGUUUCUCAUGGAAUUCAUAACGGGAGAGUACGAAAAAUGUUAAUACGGAACAGCACUGGAGAAUCAAGAAAACUAAGAAUGAGGAGGCAGAGGAACCUUAAAAUCAGGUGACUCAUAUCCAAUAAACUUCAAGGAGCUUCUGAGGAUAACUUUGAUGGAAAGAAGAUGACUGAAACUUGGACUCACUAACAAAGCUGCAUUCUAUGUUCUCUUUUGUUUAUUAGGCUGAUUACUGACAGCUCAAAACCGCAAUGCUCUAUAUGGAGAUAAUCUUUUGUUGUAAUUGUGUGUAUUUAUCUGGAUGUUUUCCUUUUGGAGAUUAUGUAGUUGAAAUGAUUGUGAGUCUCGCGACUUGCAUUGUGGAGAAAAA